AUGGGGUCCUGGGAACGUGUCCUCCUGUCCCUGGGGAGGACUGGCCUUGCUGGAGCAGGGCUCCUCAUCUGCCUGGUGUCCUUCUGUGACUCCUCCAGCCCCCCAGAAGACCACCUGGCUGGUCCCCCUGAGCUCCGCCUGGUGAACGGCCCCAACCCCUGCUCGGGGAGGGUUGAGGUUCUCCACGACCACCAGUGGGGAACCAUCUGUGACGACGACUGGAGCUUCCCUGAGGCCAGGGUGGUCUGCAGGCAGCUGGGCUGUGGGGAGGCCAUCUCAGCCUACGGGGCAGCCCACUUUGGCCAAGGAUCGGGCCCCAUCUGGUUGGACAACGUGCAGUGUGGUGGGAACGAAGCCGCCCUGACCCAGUGCCCAGCCAGGCCUUGGGGGGACAACAACUGUGACCACCAGGAAGACGCCAGCGUGGUCUGCACGGAUCAGGGGUCCCCGGCCCCCCCAGGGCUGCGCCUGGAGAGCGGCCCCAACCGCUGUGCUGGGAGGGUGGAGGUUCUGCAGCAGCACCAGUGGGGCACCGUGUGUGACAGGGGCUGGGGCCUGACCCAGGCACGGGUGGUCUGCAAGCAGCUGGGCUGUGGGACCCCCCUGCUGGCCCCCGGUGGGGCUCAUUUUGGGCAGGGUUCUGGUCCCGUCUGGCUGGAGGAGGUGAACUGCACCGGGUGGGAAAGUGUCCUCUGGGAAUGCCCAGCCAGGCCCUGGGGAUCCAGCAGAUGUGGCCACCAUGAAGAUGCUGGGGUGGUGUGCUCAGACUCGGACCCUGCGGAUCAGCAGCCCCUGCGCUUGGCCAACGGCUCCACCAGCUGCCUGGGCCGGGUCGAGGUUCUGCACGACCACAAGUGGGGGACGGUGUGUGAUGACAGCUGGGACCUGCAGGACGCCGCGGGGGUCUGCAGGCAGCUGGGCUGUGGGGCAGCGCUGGCAGCUCCGGGCCGGCGCGGGACGGAUCCGCUGGACAACGUCAACUGCGAGGGCAGCGAGCCCGGCCUCUCUGCCUGCUACAGCCUGGGCUGGGGCAUCCACAACUGUGGCCACCACGAGGACGCCGGGGUGAUCUGCGCAG
Molecule: messenger RNA, 1078 nt
Organism: Chaetura pelagica (chimney swift)
Lineage: Eukaryota; Metazoa; Chordata; Aves; Apodiformes; Apodidae
Product: scavenger receptor cysteine-rich domain-containing group B protein-like
Cellular component (GO): membrane
Source: RefSeq, a predicted model, not a curated record